Molecule: messenger RNA, 708 nt
Organism: Spodoptera exigua (beet armyworm)
Lineage: Eukaryota; Metazoa; Arthropoda; Insecta; Lepidoptera; Noctuidae
Source: the annotation of a GenBank genome assembly
AUGCUCACUCCUAAAUACAAGUCGGCAAACGAGCAGACGGAUUACCUAAUGGUCGGCAACGCACUCGUAACUCCUCCGUUGCGGAUGUCCAUGGGCGGCGCUGAUUGCUUAUCAUCAGGUCUUCCGAACGAUCUGUCUGUCUAUUGGCACCAGUAUCCAUAUAGUUUGGGUAUCGUCUUCUGCAAGCUACGAGCUCUAAUAUCUGAAGCUGUGGGAGAGCCAUACUUCGGCACGAAUGGGUCGGCUCGACCGGUGUUAUACCACUGCCUCACAGAAAUCCGGCGUGAAAUAACCAAAGAGUUGUCUUUCGCCGUGGGAAAAUCAUCUAAUGACUUCUCCCGCCCAGGGGCUCCGUCUGUUGUGGUCUAUUGGCUCUUUGAGGCGCGCGCGGAACGCUACGCGCCGUACGCUCCGGUCUGGUUCUGGUCGCGCGGCGAGCUAAGGCCAUUUUUUACCAGUCGAGCCUUGGGUGAUUCAGAGAAAAGCAAAAAAGCUACUUACGUUUCUGUACUGACGAUAUCGGCAUUUUCCUUGGAGAGAUACCUGGCUAUAUGUCAUCCUCUACAUCUAUACACGAUGGCUGGUCUGACCAGAGCCUCAAGGAUCAUUUUGGUGCUAUGGAUUAUAUCCAUAGUGUGCGCGUCUCCCUUCGCUGUGUACAGUGAGAUUAGCUACAGGGAUUACCCACCAACUACACCGGUUGUGUGA